AUGGGUGCACAUUUCUUUCGAAGCGGUUUGAGUCGGUUUGUGUUGAUUGCUAUAAUAGCAUCAGUGUUGGAGAUGACAGUCGUUGCACAAGAUGCUAGUUUUUAUACAAACUUAAUCACGUUUGCGAUCCACAACAGUGAGCAAAACGUGACUACGAACGUUGUCUCGGACUUUGCGGAUUUUGAAGCGCUGGGCUGCAACAAUUCGGAUCCGUUUACCGUCAUAGUGCACGGAUGGAAGGAGAGUUGCCAGACGGAAUGGCUGGUAGACAUGAUAGGCAAUCUAUCAACCGUUCGGAACGGUUGUAUCUAUUGCAUGAAUUACAACAAUUUCUCCCGCCACGACGACUAUUUCGGUUUGGUGCGCCAGUUCUUGCCAAUAUCGGAAGUGUUGGUGACGAAGCUGCACCAGUUGGAGAAGUUUGGAUACGAUUUCGAUGAUGGUUAUAUGUUUGGAUUUAGCUACGGUGCCCAUCUGGCGUUCGACUCGUUAAGAAGGUUUGGUCCCGGCAAGUUGGGUGCGCUGGAUGUUUGUGAGCCAGCUGGCCCCGGUUUUGAUGGAGAACAGAAGUAUCGCGAGAAAGAUCCAAAAGAAGCCGCGAAAAAUGUGCAAUGCAUCCACACGAGUGAUAACUACGGUACGCACGAGCGCAAAUGCCACCAAAACUGGAAUCUGGGACGUUGCGGCAAAUCACAGGACGCAGCCGGUCCGUACCCCAAGGGCUCACAUGGGCUUUGUCCAUACAUUUACAAUAGCGCGUUCAAAUAUGACUUUUUAGCCAUGCCUAACAAGCAAAACUGUGAAACGAAACGCCUUGCACCAGCAUGGCCAAAAGGAUUCCGGAUGGGUUAUUUCAUGGAUCGCAAAAGCGACGUGAUUGGUGAUCUUUUUGCAGCCACCUCGAGGGAAUAUCCGUACUUCGACAAUACCUUCGCUAACGAAGUCAAUGAAGUUUAA
Molecule: messenger RNA, 957 nt
Organism: Anopheles marshallii
Lineage: Eukaryota; Metazoa; Arthropoda; Insecta; Diptera; Culicidae
Product: pancreatic lipase-related protein 2-like
Exons: 4
Coding region: 1-957 (318 amino acids)
Molecular function (GO): lipase activity
Source: RefSeq, a predicted model, not a curated record